AUGGUCGGCUCCAAUAUUCUGGCUCUAGCUCUGCUGGUUCCCGCUGCAGUCUCGUCUGCCAUUCACCCCCAUCGCCGGCAGUCAGGACUUGAUGGAUUCAUCCAGUCCGAGGCUUCGGUUUCACUUCAGGGCAUUCUGAACAAUAUCGGACCCGACGGCUCCGCUGUUUCCGGGGCAUCUGCCGGCGUUGUGGUCGCUUCGCCCUCGAAAACAAACCCCGAUUAUUUUUAUACAUGGAGUCGUGACGCGGCCUUGACACUCAAGGUAUUGAUCGAUCAAUUCAUCGCAGGUGAUAGUUCCCUCGAGGCGGUCAUCCAACAGUACAUUUCCGCCCAGGCCAAGCUGCAGGCCGUAUCGAACCCAUCGGGAGAUCUGUCCAACGGAGCAGGCCUUGGAGAACCCAAGUUCGAGACCAAUUUGACUGCCUUCACUGGAGACUGGGGCCGACCACAACGCGAUGGACCAGCCCUCCGCGCAACAGCUCUCAUCGCAUACGGAAACUACCUCCUCUCUUCCGGAAAACAGUCGGUAGUGAAGUCGAACAUCUGGCCCACCGUGCAAAACGACCUCAACUACGUGGCUCAAUACUGGAACCAGACCGGAUUCGAUCUGUGGGAGGAAGUUCAGGGAUCAUCCUUCUUCACCAUCGCCGCACAACAUCGCACCUUGGUCGAGGGAACUGCCUUCGCCAAAUCGCUCGGAGAGGCGUGUGAUGGCUGUGACUCUCAAGCCCCGCAGUUACUUUGCUUCCUCCAGGAUUUCUGGAACGGAAGUGCGGUCAUCUCGAACUUGGCCAAUAAUGGUCGUUCCGGAUUGGAUGUCAAUUCCAUUCUCAGCUCGAUCCAGACCUUCGACCCCAGCGCUACUUGUGACGAUAGUACUUUCCAGCCAUGCUCUGCUCGUGCGCUCCUCGCUCAUAAGGCGGUAGUUGAUUCAUUCCGAUCCAUCUACAAGGUCAACAGUGGCAAAGAGGCUGGCAGUGCCGUGGCUAUUGGUCGCUAUCCUGAAGACACUUACCAAGGAGGCAAUCCCUGGUACCUCGCAACUUUGGCCGCCGCCGAGCAACUCUACGAUGCCCUCUACCAGUGGAAGCAACAAGGAUCUCUGGCCAUCACGCAGACCAGCCUGCCCUUCUUCCAGGAUCUGGACUCGACAGCUCGCGUGGGAAAUUACUCCAGCUCCUCAUCGACCUACAACUCGCUCACUGGGGCCGUCCAGACAUAUGCGGAUGGAUUUUUCUCGGUUGUUCAGCAGUAUACUCCCAGCAAUGGAUCCCUGGCUGAGCAAUUCACCCGGGAUGAUGGUACUCCAAUCUCUGCGCGCGAUCUGACCUGGUCUUAUGCGGCGUUCUUGACAGCUUCGGACCGUCGCAGUGGAACUGUUCCUGCGAGUUGGGGGGGCAUCUAG
Molecule: messenger RNA, 1407 nt
Organism: Penicillium manginii
Lineage: Eukaryota; Fungi; Ascomycota; Eurotiomycetes; Eurotiales; Aspergillaceae
Product: glycoside hydrolase family 15 protein
Exons: 3
Coding region: 1-1407 (468 amino acids)
Biological process (GO): polysaccharide metabolic process
Cellular component (GO): fungal-type vacuole
Molecular function (GO): glucan 1,4-alpha-glucosidase activity
Source: RefSeq, a predicted model, not a curated record